CAUUAAUUAAAGUGUACAUUCGAAGUCAUGUCAUAUAAAAUAUAUGAAAAAUUCAUAAAUAAUAUUGGAAAAAUUUUAUUUUGUACGCAAAACAUUUACAUCAGUGAAAAAGCUACAUAUGUGUAUAAAUUACCCAGGAUGGCUGCUAAAAACCGUUUCCUAGGAUGUAGAGCGGUGUUGCUGCCAAUAACACUUGCGCUGAUUCUACUUUUGCGUAUGGACAAUAUGUUAACAGCACUUCAGUUACAUGAAGCCGAAAAAUUUCAAAACCAACACCUACCACAACAAAAAUAUUCCUCUAAUCUUGAUUCACAUUACACUUACGGUUCCUUGUCUGAUAACAGAGAUGUGCUUGGGGAUAUUGUUAACGAACACUUUAUAUUACCAAUGGAUGUAAUGAACAUAAAAGAAUUAAAUGAAAGAGAACGCCUUAAACGAUGCAUUUCCUUUAAAUAUGGUCUAAGCGAAACACUAGAACUAGAGGAACGUGAUAUUAUGAAAGAUGCGCGUACAUCUUUCUUACCGCAAGAUACAACAUCAAUACCAAGUGAAUGUCAAGGUAAAUUAAGUUCAGUUAAACUUGAAUCUAAUUUUGUAAAUAAUUUGCUUGAGCAAAUGCUGCGACGUUCCCGCCGCACCUCCGAUAACACAUCAAAUAACGGCAAAUUCAAUUUCAACACUCGUGAAACUGCAAACGAACAGAAUUCAUUUAGUGGAGAAGACGCACAACUUUUUGGCUCCACUUCGGCAUUACAAACAUUUUGGAAUGAGGAAGGCACAAAAGAAACUAUACGUGCAGCACAAGCUAAAACAAUGAAAAAAUAUAUAGAUAGUCGCAUCAAUCCGUGCUCAGAUUUCUAUAAAUAUGCCUGUGGAAAUUGGGAGCGUUUGCAUCCCAUUCCAAAAGAUAAAGCUGGUUUUGACACUUUCGAAAUGUUACGGGAAAACUUAGAUGUCGUAUUACGAGAACUGUUAGAAUCCAAAGAAUCUUCAGAAACAACUUUAGAUCAAAAGAAAGUUGUAAAUAUCAAAAACAACAAUUAUGGUCAUGAUUCUCAUGCCCAUGCAGAUAUUAUUAAAUCUACUAGAUCUGUAUCUAGUGCAGCUGUGGUAGAUAAAAGAGGUUCAAAAUCAUUGGAUCAGUUAGAAAAGCAACUGCAAGUAAAAUCUUCGAAACUCCGUCGACAUAUCAUACAACGAAGACAUGCUUUAAGUGUAGUACUGCGACGCUACAAACGCCAAAAGGCCGCAGCAAAUAAAAGGAAACGUAUAAAUAAAGACGUGAGUCUCGGCGAUAUUUCGCUUGAGGAUGGUAACAGCUCAGAAUAUAUAGAUUCAAACGAAGCGCCAAUAAAAGCAAAAUACCUCUAUCAAUCCUGUAUAAAUACAAAGCUUCUAGGUAAGCGUGGGAUUAAACCUCUCUUAAAAUUGAUUGAUAGUCUUGGAGGUUGGCCUGUACUAAAUCCUAGUUGGAAUCCCCAACACUUUGAUUGGUUAAAUUUAACUGCACAACUUCGACGAUAUAACAACGAUAUACUCAUCGUAGAAUGGGUAGGCCCAGAUAUUAAAAACUCAGACGAAAAUAUCAUACAGUUUGACCAGACUAGUCUAGGACUGCCGACACGUGAAUAUUAUCUUCAAGAUAUGAACGCACGUUAUUUGAUGGCUUACCAGUUAUUUAUGUCUGAAAUAAUGCAAAAAUUAGGGGCAUCUCGUGAUCGAGCUAUCAAAACGGCCACAGAUGUUGUGGGUUUCGAAACACGUCUCGCAUCAAUAACAGCACCUGCUGAGCAACGUUUGAAUGUCACUAAAUUGUACAAUCGCAUGACGUUAAAUCAAUUGCAUAAAGCGGUACCAGAGAUUAAUUGGUUGCGCUACCUUAGUAUCCUACAAGAUCGAAAUGUACGAGACUCUGAAGAGGUUGUCAUUUAUGCUUUAGAAUAUAUGAACGAUCUUGUUGGUUUAUUACGUACAAGUGAUCCUACAACUAUAUCAAAUUAUUUACUUUGGCGUUUUGUACGACAUCGUAUUAAUAAUGUUGACGAUCGUUUCGAGGAUACUAAACAAAAAUUUUAUCACUCCUUAUUUGGGCGAGAAGAGAGUCCGCAAAGGUGGAAGGUUUGUAUUGCACAAGUAAAUACCAAUAUGGGUAUGGCUUUAGGGUCAAUGUUUGUUCGCAAAUAUUUUGACGAAAAUAGCAAAAGGGAUACACUUAAAAUGACACACGAACUGCAGCAAGCUUUCCGCGAAAUACUAAAGAGCACAGAUUGGCUGGAUUUGAGUACAAAGCAUUUAGCCGAAAUUAAAGUCAACGCAAUGUCGCUGAAAAUUGGAUAUCCCGAUUUUAUAUUAAACCCAAAAGAACUCAACGAAAAAUAUGCAGGCAUACAGAUACAUCCGGAAAAGUAUUUUGAAAAUACUCUACAUGUGCUAUUGCACACGGCCAAAACAGAACAGAAUAAGAUACAGGAGACUGUAAAUAAGACGGCGUGGCAGACAGCGCCAGCAAUUGUGAAUGCUUAUUACAGCCGAAACAAGAAUCAAAUUAUGUUUCCUGCUGGUAUACUGCAACCACCCUUUUACCACCGUCAUUUCCCGCGUUCGCUAAAUUUUGGUGGAAUUGGUGUUGUAAUUGGGCAUGAGCUCACCCAUGGGUUUGACGAUAAAGGCCGGCUUUUCGACCGCAAUGGUAGCAUACACAAGUGGUGGACAGAUUCCUCAAUCAAAGGAUUUGACGAACGAGCGCGUUGUAUAAUAGCCCAAUAUAGCAACUAUACCGUAGGGGAAGUUGGCAUAUCCCUAAAUGGGGAGAGUACCCAAGGUGAAAAUAUCGCUGAUAAUGGGGGCUUACGUCAAGCUUUCCAUGCCUACAAAUCAUGGUUGAGGAACAAUCCACAGGCUGCAGCCGAUGAACGUCUCCCCGGAAUAGAAAUGACUGGCGAACAGCUUUUCUUUCUCAACUUUGGACAAGUAUGGUGUGGUGCCAUGCGGCCUGAAGCUGUGCGAAAUAAGCUAAAUACAGCUAUACAUAGUCCUGGCCGAUUCCGAGUUAUUGGUACUCUUUCGAAUUCAAGAGAUUUCGCAAGGGAAUUUAAAUGCCCUGAAGGUUCCCCUAUGAAUCCUGUACACAAAUGCAGCGUUUGGUAACAAUACAAUUUGUGAAAACAAACGUUUUCGGUGGACAAUAAAAGAAUUUCAUAGUUAUAGUAUUAGAAGUCUUGAUUUGUGUUUAGAUAUAUUCUCGAAUUUCGUUAACUGUAAUGUGAUUUAUUUUUGGUUCUACCAAUACCAACUAACUAAAAUUGUCACACGUAAUUAAAUAAAUCAAAAAAUGGAAAUUUUUAA
Molecule: messenger RNA, 3345 nt
Organism: Ceratitis capitata (Mediterranean fruit fly)
Lineage: Eukaryota; Metazoa; Arthropoda; Insecta; Diptera; Tephritidae
Gene: Nep4
Product: neprilysin-4
Exons: 3
Coding region: 28-3147 (1039 amino acids)
Biological process (GO): protein processing
Cellular component (GO): plasma membrane
Molecular function (GO): metalloendopeptidase activity
Source: RefSeq, a predicted model, not a curated record